This is a messenger RNA of Phytophthora nicotianae INRA-310, 2352 nucleotides long. RefSeq lists its product as hypothetical. The coding region runs from base 1 to 2115 and encodes 704 amino acids. The transcript has a single exon. The record is from RefSeq and is a predicted model, not a curated record. Gene Ontology annotation, molecular function: metal ion binding. NCBI's taxonomy places the organism in Eukaryota, Oomycota, Peronosporomycetes, Peronosporales, Peronosporaceae.
AUGAACAUGUUGUCGUACUUGACGGCGUUCCAGCAGCUGAACACGGCGCUGCUGGUCAUGCGGCUGCGUGAGUCUCCGUACUUGACGUCCGAGAACUGGGUCAAGUCUAGGAAGAGCUGCUGUGUGUGUCAAGGCAAGUUCUCCAUGUCGCGGAGGAAACACCACUGUCGUCUGUGCGGUGACGUCGCGUGCUCCAAGUGUUCGGAGAUCCACCAGAUCAAACUGGGCAAAGCUGGGAAAUGUCCGUUCCGGAUCUGUAUCAACUGCGAGCACGGCAUGGACGACAACCAGCGACAGAGCAGAGGCCAGAUCGCAGCCGGAGCCGCGCAGCCACCCAGGACGCCCGUGAACGGCAUCAACGCGCUUCGUCGUCGUCUUGGCAGUGGCAACGCAACGCCCCGUAGUCCAGAGGAAGACGACGAGUACAGCCGCCCACCGUCGACAAACUCUAGCAGCGGAGACAGCUCGGACUUCUACGACUCGCGGGGUCUGCUGUCGUCCCAUGCGUCGACCAACCCGGACCGUACGCUGUCCAACAUGUCUGGAAGUACAGUGAGCAGCUUCAACAGCAGUCGUGGCCUGGGAGCGUUCGGUAAGAGUGGCAGUUCCAAGACGUUGAGUAUUAGUGGGAGCAGCUUCGGUGGCAGCUUCUACAAGCCGAGCAACGCCAGCAACGCCACGACUAUCAGCAGCUCACGGGGCAGUCGCUAUGAUUACGAGAGCGAGAACGAUGUGGAAGGGAACGACGUGGAAGGCAAAGAUGACAGCGACACGGAGAAACCGGUGGAAGUGGUUCGAGAAGUGGAGAAAGAGCCCGAAGCAGAUGCUAUCGAUUCUAUCGAGGCGAUCGAAGUUGCGUCCUCGUGCUCGUCCAGUCCGUCGUCUCCUAGCAGUGCUGUGAUCCAGAGCGACCAGUUCUACAAACGCUUCUCGGAGUUGUCGCUCAUGGACUUCCACGACUCGGAGUUCGACUUGUCUAUCAAGGGAGGGCUCCCUAGCCGCAUGACGGGGAAAUCCGUGUACGACUUUGAUGAUUCCGAGGCGGAUGCGGACUCGGAUCGUGAGGAUCUGGACGGGAUUGGAGAAGAGGAGAACGAGGACGGAGAAGACGACGAGGUGGAGGAUAUCUGCGACUUUGACAUGCGUGAGCUGGACGAGGCCGACGAGGACGACGAGGACGACGGGAUGGAGUUCCACGACUCGAAUGUUGGGCUGGACUUCAAGCUCCAAGACCUCAACUUGCAGGACUACCAAGGUCUCGAUGAGCUUGCAGAAGGAGAUGAAGAAUUCGACGAGGACGUUGAAGAGGAGAUCCAUACCGACAUGGUACUGGCCAGAUCUCGCGUGGGGAAAUCCGUGGACGAAGAGCGAGCGGCUCGCUUGGCUGAGUACGGCAUCAUGGACUCCGGUAAGGAGAACAUCUACGACCUUGUGGCCAAGCAGGCGGCUCAGCACGCGAACUGUUCGCUUUCCACCAUCAGCUUCGUCGAUGCACGACGAGAGUUCAUCAAGUCUAGCUUCGGUCUGGUGCGGGAACGGGAUCUGAGUGAAGUCCCGAUCUCGCACUCGCUCACUGCAGAGAUCAUGCGGCGCUUCCCUUCUCGCAAGGCCUCCAUCACUCAAGACGUGAGUAUUGACGGCGGUGAUGAAGAUGAGGACGAUGGCGAGGUCGUGACGGUGCUGGACGCGAGACAAGACGACAUCCUGUCCACUAAUUUAUUCGUGACCGAGGCGCCCAACCUCCGCUUUGUCAUGGGUGUGCCGUUCCGAGCACGCGACGGGAUUGUUCUCGGUGCGCUCAUUGUGGCAGACUCGCAGCCCCGCACUUCAGUGCCGGCACGUCAGCGCUCGUUGAUCAAGGAUCUGGCGGAACAGGUGAGUGCUCUGCUCGAGGAUCUGUGGACGCGCAACCAGGAACAGGCCAAGCUCGCCAGCUCUCAGUCCGGUCAGCUCCGCGACCAGCUCGUGGACCUGCUCUCGCAGUCGUACACUACGGGGCUUCAGAUGCAGCAGAACGAGCUCAAGAUGGAGCAGUCGACGACUUCCUUGUCGUCGUCCACGCACAAACCGCAGUACGCCAAGGACUUUCGCCACAUGCAGAGUGUCGAGUUAUAAGUGACUGAACGGUUGGUUGUCCAGUAUCCAUCAACGGCAGUCGGCCGUACGAACAAGAAGAGGAGAGUCUGGAUUCCCAGACGUCGACCUUUUAGAGCAUCCAGGAGAAUAGCGAGCGGCAAACGAAGCCGCAGCUCAAAGACACGCUAUUAUGUUAUGUAAGCACGAGUGCACCCGCUGCAACGGAGGAAUACAGCAUCUAAUUAUCAUUACGAACACGUUGACUUAUCGAUCUAC